Molecule: messenger RNA, 2634 nt
Organism: Folsomia candida
Lineage: Eukaryota; Metazoa; Arthropoda; Collembola; Entomobryomorpha; Isotomidae
Gene: Nadsyn
Product: glutamine-dependent NAD(+) synthetase
Exons: 10
Coding region: 409-2505 (698 amino acids)
Biological process (GO): NAD+ biosynthetic process
Cellular component (GO): cytoplasm
Molecular function (GO): glutaminase activity; NAD+ synthase (glutamine-hydrolyzing) activity; ATP binding
Source: RefSeq, a predicted model, not a curated record
CCGUCAUAUUUAAAAUAAGAACCCGGCUACCAACAAUAACAUUCAUCUCUUUACAGUAUAAGUUUGUAUAACUUACGUUUUAUUAUUUAACAGUCAUACAUAAUCCUCAUUUGUGCUGGAUACAGACUAUUACGGACUGUAGAUAUAUCUAAUUGUGUCAAUCCUGUGAGUGUGUGUAACGGUCUGAUGAAAUAAAGUGCAGCAUAUAGUAAAUACGAUAAACAUGUUUAGAAGCUAUACAGUUAGCUAGUCUGAAUUAGACUGAUUAUCGUGCUAUAGGUCAGACACACCGGUGGUCUGUGUCCUAGGAUGGAUGGAAGUUUGAUCAAUUGAUUAUGUGUAAUCACUUCACAAACAAAUCUGCAAUCAAUAUUGUUUGGUCGAUAGAGUUUAUCGAACUAAUGUAAAAUGGCGUUGGCGACAAUUUCUUCCGUCACCUUGAAUCAGUUUGCUCUGGACUUUGAAGGCAAUUUGUUCCGCAUACUGCAAAGCAUUGAAAUUGCCAAGGGUCAGGGAUCCAGGUUCCGAUGUGGUCCAGAACUUGAAAUUUGUGGGUAUAGUUGCGAAGACCACUUUUAUGAGAGCGAUACCCGCACGCACAGCUGGGAGGUCUUGGCGACGUUACUCGUUCAUCCUACGUGUCAAGAUAUCUUAAUCGAUGUGGGAAUGCCGGUGAUGCAUCACGGUGUUAGUUACAAUUGCCGGAUCAUAUUCCUCAACGGGAAAAUCCUACUUAUCCGUCCAAAACUGAUUCUCUGUGAUGACGGCAACUACCGGGAGUCAAGGUGGUUUACAGGAUGGGCAAAGGGACGUCACUUGGAGGAUCACUUUCUUCCCGACAUUAUUACGCGUGUAACUUCCCAAAAGACCGUCCCUUUUGGUGAUGCCCUGCUCCAACUGGAGGACACUUGCAUCGGAUUUGAAAUUUGCGAGGAGCUCUGGAACCCGGAAAGUUCUCACAUAUCCCAAACGCUUGCUGGGGCUGAGAUAAUUGUGAAUGGGUCUGGGUCCCACACGGAAAUUCGAAAAGCAUUUUACGCAGUGGAGAUGAUUAAGUCGGCUUCCGCCAAGUGUGGCUGCCUCUACGUAUUCUCAAAUCUGAGAGGGUGUGACGGAGAAAGGGUUUACAUGAACGGCUGCUCCACUAUUGCCCUCAAUGGGGACGUGCUUUUGCUUGGAGAACAGUACUCUCUCCUAGACGUCGAAGUGUUGACAGCGGGAGUUUUUCUGGAUGAGAUUCGCAAUUAUAAGAACACUAUUCGGAGUCGCACCCUGUUGGCUUCACGAGUAGAAUCCUACCCAUUGGUUGUGGUAGAGUGGUCUCUCUCUUAUCCGACGGACAAAGCCGAUAUGCACACUCUCCCACUCGAACCCCCUCCGCAGUUCUGCCCUCCGGAAGAGGAAAUUGCACGAGGGCCUGCUCUCUGGUUGUGGGACUACGUACGCCGCUCACCAGCUUCUGGGUUUUUCCUCCCCCUCAGUGGGGGUGUCGACUCUUCCAGCGUCGCCAUCAUCGUCUAUUCAAUGUGCUGGAUGAUUGUGCAGCAUUUGGAGGCCCAUGCAGCUGAUGCAAAUGAUCAGGUCCUGAAGGAUGUACGGAAGGUAGUUAAGGAUGGGAGCUAUUUCCCAAAAGAUGCUCGUGAAUUGUGCGGUCAUCUCCUCACUACGUGUUACAUGGGAAGCGUGAACUCGUCGGAAGAGACGAAAUCUCGAGCAGACUCCCUCGCAAAUGCAAUUGGAAGCAAUCACAGCGAGAUCAACAUUUCCAAGGUGUGCGAAGCUUUUGUGACGGAAACAGCACGAUCGCUGAGCAAGGCCACACCAACCUUUGAUGGAACACGAGCCGAAAAUUUGGCUUUGCAAAAUGUGCAAGCAAGAAGCCGCAUGGUUUUUGCUUACCUCAUGGCACAACUUGGACCUUGGGGAAAGGGGAAAGAUGGGUUUUUACUUGUUCUUGGAACAGCGAAUGUGGACGAAGCGAUUCGAGGUUACUUUACAAAGUAUGAUUGUUCCGCAGCUGAUUUGAACCCUAUUGGGGGCAUUUCUAAAACUGACCUCAAGAGGUUCAUUGUUCACGCUGGAAUAAAGUUUGGGUUUCCUCAAGUAAAAGGAAUCGUGCUAGCCCCACCCACUGCCGAGCUGAAGCCACUCGAGUCUAACCAGACGGACGAGGAAGACAUGGGGAUGAGCUACGAGGAGUUGUCGACGUACGGGAAGUUGAGAAAACCGCAAGCCUGUGGUCCCUUCUCCAUGUUCAGCCGCCUCCUCGCCCUUUGGAGGGACAGACACGCUCCAGAUGAAAUUGCUCGCAAAGUCAAACACUUUUACACCUCCUAUGCUGCCAAUAGACACAAAAUGAGCGUCCUCACCCCUGCCUGCCACAUGGAGAGCUACGGCCCGGAAGAUCAUCGGUAUGACCUACGCCCGAUCUUGUACCCGGUGGACUUCACCUGGCAGUUUCGCAAAAUCGACGAGUACCUGAAGAAAUUAACGGCUGGUUUAUAAUAGAUCAAAACUAAAUGGGUUCAACUAGUAAACACUUCAAAUGGGCCAAGUUUGAUGUCCAUAUAAUAAAUUAGUAAAUAGCGUAACUUUAUUGAUAUCCUAAUAAAUUUGGAAAAGUACUCAAGUGUG